Molecule: messenger RNA, 892 nt
Organism: Macadamia integrifolia
Lineage: Eukaryota; Viridiplantae; Streptophyta; Magnoliopsida; Proteales; Proteaceae
Exons: 4
Coding region: 1-543 (180 amino acids)
Biological process (GO): mRNA splicing, via spliceosome
Cellular component (GO): U12-type spliceosomal complex
Source: RefSeq, a predicted model, not a curated record
AUGAUGUGGUUGACAUCGAAUCGAGUCUGUCUGAAGUCAAAGUUCAAAUUUUCGAGUCUCUUAAGCUGGUCACACGUAUGGGGUCAUUUCUGCUUAAGCUUUGAAGGUCAGAAACUAGUUAACGACAAGGCUUAUAUCAGAAGUUUUGGGAUCAAGGAUGGUGACCAGCUUUGUUUUAUUCGGCAUCUCUCAGUCAACUACACCCCAAUCAAGAAAUCUAAACCUUCCAAAGCCUAUUAUGAACAAGAAACAACUUUCUCAUCAGGAUCGGAUUAUCUUGAAGAGGAGGAACAAAGACAUGAAGAUGAUGAGGAUUAUGCUAGUUGUUAUGGUGAUCAAGAAAGCAUGGAUAAUUACUUCCGUGUUGAAGAUGGCAAGAACAGAAAUAUCGUUUGCCACACAGAAUUCAAAUUAGCUAACUUCCUCAGAGGUUGGUUCUCAUAUUCAAGGUUGUGGUCAAGGGGGAAGCAGAGAUCAUACAGCAAAGCGCACCACUCAAGGUUUACAGGACAUUUCUUAAGAGUUGGGACGAAGACAAGGUAAUAACCCUGUAUGUAGGAGGCCUUUAAUUGGGUGAAGUUCAUCAUCUAUGUUGUUCUUCCAUAAAAGAUGCACAAAUACGGACCUUUCAUGCCAGGUCUAUGGUUUGAAUUGCACAGUGAUCUCGACAUUGCUUUGAAAAGUUUAAUACAUGAUGAUGGGAGAAUCCGAGAACAAAACAAUGAUAAAUUCAGUAUGACUCCAUCUUUAUGGAUGUAUUUUUUAUUUUUUAUUUUUUUAAUUGAACAAAAUUUGCUGCAAUUGCAAUAGAGAAGAAGAGAAUUGUUGUGGCCUGAUGGGCACUCUUUUUGCCUAAGGAAAUGAAGAAUAGAUGAUUUUGCUGUGUUUAAAA